Molecule: messenger RNA, 2547 nt
Organism: Rhipicephalus sanguineus (brown dog tick)
Lineage: Eukaryota; Metazoa; Arthropoda; Arachnida; Ixodida; Ixodidae
Exons: 1
Coding region: 1-2394 (797 amino acids)
Source: RefSeq, a predicted model, not a curated record
AUGCCAGGGAUUCGUUACUAUCGUUGCUCACGGUGCGGCAGCCAUAGAUUUUCACUCAAGUCGCUCUUCAGGCAUUUGAACCUAGCCCAUGGCCACGAGACAGACUGGAUCUGUGGCGUUGAAGGAUGUAUGCAGACAUUCAGAGUCUUCGCUUCAUACAGAAAACAUGUGUAUCGCAAUCAUGAUGAGGCAUUAGGAGUGAACCGGCGUCCUCAACAAAAUCUUGUGGCGGAAAGAACACCAAGCAGCACAGAAACACAACCUGGUGCUGGCUGUAGUCAGGAGGAUCAAGAAGCAAUUCCCAUAGAAGAUUCCCGAUCGGAGUGCUCUGAUGUUCCAAGUGACUACGUGAGACAUCUGUCCGUCAUGUUUUUAAAAUGGAAGGAAGCAAGACGCCUUCCAGAGUCAACGGUGAAUGAAAUAGCAAAUGACAUCAUCCCAUUCGUUGCUUCUAUCUUAGACGAUGACAAGCUUCUGUCGAAUGAAGAAAAUUCUGCAGAGCUAAAAAGGGCGUACAAAACGCAGAUGAGCAAGCUCUUGACAGAAAGCGGCCGAAAGGCGCACUGGAAGAAUAACUUCACGCUUGUUGAGCCCAAAACCAUAUUGCUUGGAAAGGUGAAUGGAAAGUGUGAAACUAUGGAGUACGUGCCACUGCGUGAUGUGCUCAAGUGUAUUUUAGAACAUCCUGCCCUCUCAGGGGACUUCAACAGUUUUCUAGAGAUGCAUGAUCAUAUGUGCUCAGUUUUUGAUGGUAGUGCUUUUAAGAAUCACCCUUUUUUUGCUGGGGACAAGAGCAAGAUUUGCUUGCAGUUGUACACAGAUGAAUUCGAGGUGUGCAACCCUUUGGGGAGCAAAAGGGGAAAGCACAAAUUGACUGCGGUCUACUUUUCUGUGCUCAACUUCAACACUAAAUAUCGCUCGGCGCUUUCAGGCAUCAACUUGGUCAUUCUAGUGAAAGACAAAUAUAUCUCCACAUACGGUUUUCAAAAGAUUCUUGCACCCUUGCUUGAAGACGUGGCCAUAUUAGAAAACGAUGGCAUAGUUGCAAAUGGAAAAGUUAUGAAAGGGUCUGUUUUCAUCCUUACUGGGGACAACCUUUCCAGCCACAGAAUUGGGGGUUUUAAGGCUUCAUUCACUCAAGGAAGAAUAUGCAGAUUCUGUAUGGCACUGCGCCACGAGGUGAACUACAAGCAUCUAGAGAGUGACUAUGUGCAGCGAACGCCGGAAGGGCAUCAACAUCAUUUAAACAUGCUGAAUGCAGGGCUGCCAACUGCAUCACUGUAUGGCGUCAAGGAGGUUUGCCCACUUCUUGCACUUCAAGGAUUCGAUCCAACCCAACACUUGCCCCCAGAUUUAAUGCACGACCUGCAUGAAGGCGUCAUACCAUUCGCACUGAAGUACAUUAUUUCAUCUUUAAUUUCACAAGGUUUCUUCUCACUCGAACAUCUCAACAGCUUGAUUGUAGAAUGGAAGUAUGACCCAUGCGAUUCAAAGAACAAACCAGAGAAGCUUUCUAAGCUCUUUCUUUCUGGAAAGGCUACCAUUAAGGGUUCUGCAACACAAAUUUUUGCACUGUUUCGCCACCUUUCUCUUUUUGUAGGUAACUGUGUUCCAGUUGGCAACCAAGUCUGGCAGCUUUAUUUACUUCUUAGAGAAAUCAUGGACAUCAUCAUGAGCCACAAAAUCCCAGUCUCGCACAUAGCGUACUUGCAGAGAAAGAUACACCUUUUUUGUCUAGAAUUUAAGGCGUUGUUUCCGUCAUGUUCAUUUCCUUGCAAGAUGCAUUACCUCAUUCAUUAUCCAUCUUGUAUUCAGAAAUUUGGACCUUUGGUUGACAUCUGGGCAAUCCGUUUUGAGGCAAAGCACCAGUACUUUAAAGACAUUUCGCGUAAAGUUCAUAAUUGGAAGCGCAUUUCGCACACUCUUGCCAUGAGACACCAGUUCUGUCAGUGUUUUUAUUUUAUUUCUGGUGAGGACAAGAGCAUGCCGGUUACAAGUGGCUGUCAGUCUGUUUUAUAUGAGCAUCUGCCUUGCUGUGUUAAAGAGUUCAUUUCCAAACAUGACCUUGAAUGCAACAAUUGUUUUAAUGUGAAUUGUGUCACCAUGGACGGAAGGUCAUACCGCGUAGGAUGCAGCCUCGUCCUUAACGUUCCAGAUGACAGCUUGCCCGAGUUUGUGAAUGUUUGCGGACUAUUUUAUGUGAACAAAGUUCUUUUGAUCGUGUUGGAGCUACUUGAAACUGUUUGCUUCGAUGAACACUUCCAUGUGUUUGUUGUUAGCACGACUGACAAGUACAGAAUCUUAACAUCCUUCUCAGAGUUUGUGAUGGAGCCACUUUACAUACGUAAACACAUGGGGCGCAGCAUUAUAAGCACUCGACAUGCCUUGUUUUAAAAUAUUUAUUCGAGUGUUUACAAAUGUCGAUUGCUUCGUUGCCAAUUGGCGUGUAUGUUUCUUUUCUGACUCAGUGUCAUUUUCAAUCACACGCUUGUCGUGCAGCACUUGUAUUCCCGCUAAACACAGCAUCCCUGCACUUUACUACAGAAG